UAUGUCAAAAUAUAAGGUUUCACUUGUUUUUUGUGGUGAAAUUAUAGAAAAUUUGUAUUAUGGACCAUGUGCUAGAGCUUGGUGGGUUGCCCGCCCAAAUAAUAACAAUGCAACUUAUACACCUCUUUAUCCCUUAUGCCUUGGGAUGAAAACUAUUACUACAAUAAAUAGCCGUGACUUUAUGAUUACCAAAAUUCAGAACAAUUUAGAACCUGGGUUUUUAUAUCAUUCUGAAACUUUUUCUACAAAAACUAAACUUGAUGGCCUUUUAGUUAUGGGAUUUGAUAAUUUAGAAAUAUGUAAUUUAUUACUUUCAAAUCUUUACUUUCGACCUUUUUCUUUUAAAAUCUCAAAUUUAAAUUUGAUUAUUUUCGAAAUUGGUACAUCAGAUAACCCAGAUUGGAACUAUGCUAGCAAAGGAUAUAAAAGUUCUUUUAUAUAUAACUUUCAAAAAACUCGUUCAUUAUUUUUACAAGAGUUUACUAAUAAUAAAGCGAUUGUCAAAAUAUACCAAAAUUCUCAAGAAAAAUAUAUUUUACAUGGUGCUAACCCUAACGUAGUUUGGAAUGAAAUCGGCAUACUAGCACAGUUUAUAGAAAGUACACUUUUUGGACUAGAACAUGAACAAAUGAAAUCAUCAAUUGAAAAAGAACAAACCCCUCAUUGUACAGUUGAAGAUUGGCAGACUAGAAAACUCAAAAAAAGUAAUAUUAUUAAGUUAACAGCAAAAUUUAAAGAAAUAUACUCACCAAAUUAUAUUGUCAAAGACCGUGAAUUGCGGGCAUGGAAAGCUUUAUUGCGACAUACUGGUUGUUCAAAUAUAACACCUUUUGGAAAAGAAUCUAAAGUAAUUACUAAACAUAUUCUAAUUAUGUUGGAUGCAUUAGAUAGUAAUAUUUGUAGUAAUAAUGGAAAAAAAAGAAUAUUAUCUAUUAUCGCAGAUAGAUUCCACUAUGAUACGAUCAAAGAAAAGUUAUCUGUCUCUAAUGAUUUGAUUACUGAAGCACGUCAUUAUGCACGUAUAAAUGGCCCAGGAUGUAUUUCCCAUGCAAUUAAUCGUCAUGUUCGUUUAGGAUUUAAUAUUGUACAAGGAUCAGAUAUUGAAUUGGCCAUUAAAGAGAUUUGUGGAACAUCAGUGGCUCACUUAGAGCCAAAGCGUCCUAAAGGUAAUUCAAACUGGUUUUCAUGGGAAUGGCCAUGGAACAAUAAUAAUAUGGAAUAUAUUCGAGCAUGUGCGAUUCCUAAUAUUGGUGAAUGGAACGAAUUUACGCCUGCAAAAUUAGAAAA
Dentiscutata erythropus is the source of this 1287-nucleotide messenger RNA. NCBI's taxonomy places the organism in Eukaryota, Fungi, Glomeromycota, Glomeromycetes, Diversisporales, Gigasporaceae. The record is from the annotation of a GenBank genome assembly.